CGCCGCUUGUGCGGACUGGCAACCGUACUGCGAAACCUCAUGAGCUGCCACCACAACCACCAGAAAUCUACAGCUGCGGGGAGCGCGUACCCCACCCUCAAUCCUGGCUCGGGUGCUAAAUGGAUCAAGAGUCUCACCCGGGACCGUAUCAACCAGUUCAACGGGGGCCAUUUCGGUGAUGUGAAUCUCGGUGCGGUGCUCUACGAGCGCAUUGAAGGCGGGAAGAAUUACGUUGACCUUCAAGUAUGGAGCGCGCCGGGGCGGACGAAACCGACGUUCGCAGAGGCGAUGAAGCAGGAGUUCAAGCCUGCGAAGAAGGGAGACUCGUUUGGGCCAAGCUGUUCGUCCCUCCUUUUCAUCUUGACAGACUGUUCAUCGCAAUCCAGGGACGAACCACUGGUGGAAGGUUACACUGCAUAUUCCUCCGAAAGAAUUCGACCAUGUUCACGACAAGAAGUCGAAUUUGAUCCAGGAUGCGAGGCCAUGAUAUUCGACCUCGAUGGAACUCCCGUGCACGGUAUUACCGGUGGUUACGCUGGUGACCGUCGCGUCGAAUAUAUCAUCCCAGCCGCUGCAAGGAAGGCUGGUGUCCACCAUUUCAUCGUCGAGAGCUCAUGUAACGGCAUGUUUGGCAUGCAAGGCGGAGCAAUUUCGCCUCCCGAUCCCAACCGCUACUUUAGCUUGGCGUCUGCGGAUUUGGUGGCUCCCAACCAGGAUGCAUGGCGACUGCUGUGGGAUUUCACUACUCUCAGGGAACUGGUCGACACUUUACCUGGCAAUACACCACUGCAGAACUUAGCGCUGACUACUGCCAAUUCCAUUAUGAACACAUUCGACUGGCGCAAUCGCGAUUCAAUCCUCAAAGCACGUGAGGUGGCGCAACGCGUCUUUGGCCAAGUCUCGAAGGAUUACGAAGGGGUCUACGAGAAGGGCGACGCGAGACCACUUGUUUGGGGCAUUGGACACUGCCAUAUAGACACAGCCUGGCUUUGGCCGUACAGCGUGACGCAGCAGAAGACUGCGCGCUCCUGGGCCACGCAAUUGGAUCUCAUGGCUCGAUACGACGAGCAUCGGUUCACUUGCAGUCAGGCACAGCAGUACAAAUGGUUGGAGCAGCAAUACCCGACCCUCUUCGCUCGACUCUCAGAUGCCGUUGCGGCCAAAAAAUUCCACCCAGUUGGUGGUGCUUGGGUCGAGCACGAUGGGAACAUGCCGAGCGGGGAGGCGUUCGUCCGACAAGUGCUUUAUGGUCAACGGUACUUCGAGUCUCGAUUCGGGUUUCGGUCAGAAACUGGUUGGUUGCCCGACUCGUUCGGGUUGAGUGGUUCGUUGCCGCAGAUCUUCCGAGGGGCGGGAAUGAAGUAUUUUUUCACUCAGAAGCUGAGUUGGAAUAACAUCAAUACCUUCCCACAUUCGACAUUCAACUGGGUCGGUAUCGACGGGACCCAGGUUCUGUGCCAUAUGACACCUGUCGACACGUACACUGCACAAGCGACUGUCGGCGACGUGAACCGGGCGAUAACAAACCACAAGAACCUGGAGUCGUCUGACACGUCCCUGCUGGUGUUUGGAAACGGUGAUGGAGGAGGAGGACCGUUACCGAAGAUGCUCGAGAACCUCCGCCGGAUCCGCGCUGUGACCAAUGAGCAUCGGGAGCUUGCCCCUGUGACCAUGGGCUCGUCAGUCGAUGAGUUCUUUGCAUAUCUUGAGAAGAGCAGCGAAGGGGGCAAGAUGCUCCCGAAUUGGCGAGGGGAACUGUACUUGGAAUUCCAUCGAGGAACCUACACUUCGCAUGGUUCGAUCAAGAAGGGCAAUCGACACUCUGAGAUUUUGCUUCGUGAUGUCGAGCACCUCGCCACGAUUGCCUCGCUGAUUGACACCAAGAAAUACAAAUAUCCCAAGGAAACAUUGGACGUAUGUUGGGAGAAGGUUCUUCUCAAUCAAUUCCACGAUGUGCUUCCUGGAUCAGCAAUUGGCAUGGUAUAUGACGACGCCGAAGUCCUGUACGGCGAAGUGCGAAAAGACAGCGAGGCCUUGAUCGACGAGGCCCUCGAUGUGAUUCUCGGCGGCAACGUCAGUCCGGCAUCGCAUGCCACGGCGCUCAGCCAACUGGUUACGUACAACACGACCCCCUUUGCGCGCCGCGAGGUCGUCAGCGUGGGAUUGACCCGCGGUGCAGGAUUGAUGAAGAGCCAGGUUGUGCAGAUGUCCAGUGACGGUAAAGAGGGAUACGCUGUCGUGCAGUGCGCGGCUGGGGCUGGGGCUGUUAGUGUUGAGGCAUUGCCGGUGACCGAGGCUUGGGGAUUCACACCGGCUUCAGUCUACACGAACGGGUCUGACCACUUCGUGCUGCGCAACUCGACGGUGCAGUUGACGAUCUCGCGUGGCCGGAUCACGAGUCUGUUGGAUGUGAAAUCCGACCGGGAGCUCAUCCAGAAAGGCGCGACCGGUGGAUUCGUGAUUUUCGAGGACCGGCCCAAUUCAUGGGAUGCAUGGGACGUCGAGAUCCACCAUCUGGAGAAGGCCACCCGGCUUGAGUUCGCGAAUGUGUCGGUCGUGGCGCAGGGUCCGCUGAGGGCUGCGGUGAAAGCGGAGGUCUUGUAUGGCAAGAGCAAGAUGGCUGUGACAAUAUCCUUGGAUGCAGUCUCCGCCACGACCAAGUCUGACUCGUUGUCGUUCUUCCGCUUCGAUGCCUGGGUGGACUGGCACGAGAGACACGAGUUCUUGAAAUUCGAACUGCCGUUGGACAUUCAAAGCAACAACGCAACGUAUGAGACGCAGUUUGGCUGGGUCCAGCGACCCACUCACAAGAACACGACAUGGGAUAUGGCACAAUUCGAAGUCUGCGGCCACAAGUACGCUGACCUGAGCGAGUACGGAUAUGGUGUUGCUUUGUUAUCGGAAUCGAAGUACGGGUUUGCCUGCACAGGCAACGUGUUGCGGAUGUCGCUUCUUCGGGCUGCUACUGAGCCCGAUGCCGAGCAGGACCAGGGCGAACAUACGUUCUCUUGGGCUGUGAUGCCGCACAAGGGGCAUUUCCUGGAAUCGGACGUGCCUCAGGCCGCUUAUCUGUUCAAUUCCCCGCUCUACAUCCGCGCCAAAGCCAAUACGACGGCGACGCAGCCUCUCUUCACAGUCUCUGGUGCACCCAACGUUGUGCUGGAGACUGUCAAGCGGGGCGAGGACGACGGCCCGGAGCGCCGGACUGUCGUCUUGCGGUUGUACGAAGCGAUGGGCGGACAUGCGAAGGCGCAGUUGCGGAUAGCCAACGGGCUCGGUGUCCAGGCUGCGUACGAGACGAAUCUUCUGGAAGAUAUAUCGGAAGAGGCGAGGUUGGGGCUCAAGGAUGAGUGUGGCCUGGAGCUCAAGUUCCACGGCUUCGAAGUCAAGACUGUCGUGCUCGUUCUGGGCGAGAAGAAGAAUCAGAAGCGGGAGAGCUGGGUGGAAGAGAAGUAUGCCCAGCACGAAUCUCCUGUCAAUGCACUUAGGGAACUUUUCCAGGGCUAUUCGCUUUAUACCAUCGCGGACGAUGCAGCCCUCAUGAAGACCAUCCAUCUCGCUAACAUCGCCUGCGGGUUUCACGGCGGCGACUUCGCGAUCAUGGACCGCACCGUGCUGCUGGCCAAACAACACGGAGUCAAGGUCGGCGCGCAUCCGUCGCUGCCCGACCGGCAAGGCUUCGGGAGGCGCGAGAUGCCGAGCAUCGAGCCGGACGAGCUCAAGGCCUGCUUCGUGUACCAGAUCGGAGCACUCGAGGGCUUCCUGAGGCUGCAUUCGAUGCGAUUGAACCAUGUCAAACCGCACGGCGCGGUCUACGGCCAGACCGCCCGCUCCCUGCCGCUCGCGCGUGCCGUGGUAGCGGCGACCAAGGCGUUCGGAGGGGACGUCGGGUUUAUGGGCCUGGCGGGGACUAUGCACGAAGAGGCGUGUCGGGAGGCCGGGGUUCCGUUCAUUGCGGAGUAUUUCGCGGAUCUGGAAUACGACGCGGACGGGACGUUGUUGAUUACCAAGAUACACAAGCCAGUCGGCGUGGAGGAUGUCACAAAGAGGAUCAAUCAUCUGCUCACGCAUCGAGAGAUCACGACUAACGCCGGGUCGUACAUCUCACUCAAGUCCUCGGUCGACGAAGUGUCGAUUUGCUGUCAUUCGGAUACGCCGACGAAGUCUGCGGGUCGAUGGGGUCUUGUCGGGGCGCUGGACGACUUCGGACACCCCGUUGCGAACGUGUCGCAGGCGACCGCCAUCUCUUACGGUCUGUGUGUGCGGGCCUGCGGGACGCAGAACGAGGCGUUCAAUUGGAACAUAUUCUCUCAACAAUUCACUGCAUGGCUGCUCCCGUAUCUCGCGCUCGUCUCUCAGCUGCCGUUUGGCGCGCGGACCCGGUUGCAGAACCUCGUUUCGCUGCUGCUCGCUGUUGGUUCUCCCACGCUGGCCGCAUACAGUCUCGCUCUGACCGUUCUCAACGGACAUUGGAUCGCUGAACGCUUCUCUCACCUCCGAUAUCCGAAUGUGCGCAACGCCGUGCGCAUACUGAGCAGCUUACAGCAAUCGCCGCUGGAAGUGGACAAGAACGAGCUCGCGUCUCUCAUCCUGCUGCCUGAGAACGAUGAGUGGUGGGAUGAAUUGGUGGUCUGGUUGAAUUACGUACACACAUGGUCCAUCGCAGCUGUCGCGUCCAUUCUUUGGGUCGUGAUUGCUUACUUGUUCACUGUCGUCGACUCUUUCACUGGUGUGCUUUUACCAUUCAAUGUCGAAGCUUUCAUUGAUAUCUCCGCAGGCAAUACUGUGACCUACUCCAGUCUGAACACCAACGGGCAGGCCGUGGGCUCGGUGUUUCUGUGGCUGCUUCCGAUCGUUGUUUCAUGGCUGCAGAUUAGCCCCAAAUGUGACCAUGAUCGGGUACAUGAAGCCUUGCGGCGGGCCAACAAGAUUGCGUAUGUUGCCACGCCCCAAGGAGAACCCACGCAUGCGGAGAAUGUGUCCAGCAAGCGGGCGAUCUUUCUCCGAAAGGGCUCUGGAUCGAUUCGAUGCGACGAAGACUGCACGUCGCCCAUCUUCAACUACGCACGCUUCAUCCCGUGGACCCUUUCGGUCGAAGAAGUCUAUUGCGCUUUCAGAGAAGCGUCGGUCAAGUCGGAGAGAAACGAGCCUGUCUCGCGGGAUGUCACCUGGGAGAGAGGAGAUCGCCAUCAUCGUGUCAAGCCAUGCAACCGGCGAGGAUCCUUGCCCCAGGUCGCAGCCUACAUCCUGCCUGUCUCCGACGCAUUUUCAUUUGGAAUACUUGGCUCUCGACGAAAUCGACGGCCGGAGGGGAUGGUUUCGCGGUUCCUCCUUGCCUCGCUGCUGACCGUGGGACUCACCUGGGGGACCAUCGGCGCCGCCAUUCUCGUCUCCUAUUUCACACCCACGGAAGGGAUCGGGUGCCGAGCUGGGUCGUACAUCAUCUACGGCGUGCUGUCGAUGGUCGUCUGGAUGCUGCUCGUCGCGUCCAGCCUCAUCGCGCAUUUCUCGACGCCGACGAUGUCGCUCCACGGGCGCUACCUCCACACGGCCACGACCCGGGCUCUCGGCAUCGCGUCGAUUGUCAUCCGGCGCGUCGCUAAGAUGCUGGCUGCGCUCAACUCGGUGUGGAUUGUCGUAGCCUGCUUGUUCCAGUUCAGCAGUUUCUUCGAUCGGUGUCUGUGCAACAGCUCCGUGUUCUCUCUCGGAAGUCGUGCGUUCAAUGCAAUCGACAUCCGCCCAGUCGAUGUAAGGGGCCUCAACGUUCCUUGGAUCGGCGGGGUCGCCCUGGCUUGUGGGUGCGCGAUUGCCUUCAUGGCAUUUGGCAUGGUUCAUAUGAUCAUCACUACUUCUCGCUUUCUCAAAAUUUCCAUGGUGCGCGUGCGGAAGGAAAAGGGAGGUCCGCCCCAGGGCGCUUCUUCUGUCCCAGAAAAUAAAGCGAAGGACAAAUCGAAUAAGAAAUCUUCAAAAAACUCUACCACCAAUCUGGAAGAACAAGUCCUCGCGCUGGGAGGGAGCAAAGCUGAUCUGGAGCUCGUCAAAAGCGUCAAGGGUGUCAAGGGAGGAAAUGCACCAGUUGCCGAUCCAUCGCUUUCGAAGGACGUAUCUGAGUUCUUGAAAACCCUCAACCUUGGAUCCGGUAGUGCCGAUCUUGCCUCGGCGGCGGCGGUAACGACGACCCAGAAGAAAACCAAGCACAAGAAAGCUACCCCUAAGCCGGUCCAAUCAAAGAAAGCCGACUCAAAAGACGUCGAGUCCGCACCCAAAUCAAAAGCGGGUCCCAAAAAGUCUGCGCCAAACGCAGUGGCCUCGACAUCAUCAUCCGCACCCGAAAAGGCCACCCCCAAACAAUCGAAGUCGGUCAAGCAGACCAAGCAGCGCAAGACCGUCGAGCCCAUCGUAGAGCCGCCUGCUGUUGAAGUCGCAGAAGCAGCGGAAUCUACGCCUAAAGUCGAACUUCCGAAGCAAGUGACACUGGACCCGAAAUCGCGAUUCAUCGUGACUCCAGCGUCGCAUUGGUACAACGUCGUCCCGACUUUGCCUUUGGAUACCGCCCCCGCCUCCGCGACCCAGAUCGCAACAUUGAGCACCCGCGCGGCAUCGCUACACGAAACGGACUUGCAGACCUUCCAGACGUCGUCGUCGUCCAACUCCUCAGCCUCGGAAGCGACGUUCUUGUCGAAGAUCAUACAGUCGGGGACCCUGUCCGACCGGCUUAGCGCGCUUACGCUGCUGGUGCAGAGCAGCCCGCUACACAACGUCAGGGCUCUGGAGACGCUCAAAGGAAUGGCGGAGCGCGGCAAGGGAAAGGGGGGCAGGGACGAGAGCUUGAAGGCUCUGCGGUGUGUGGUCGAUUGGUGGGUUGGCGGUGGGGCCCCGGGUCGCAAGCUCAAGUACUUCCGGGACCAGCCGCUGACCCAUCCUUCGGUGACGGACGCACAUCUUCUGGCGUGGUACUUCGAGGAUUGGCUGAAAAAGUACUUUUUCUCGAUCUUGCAGAUCCUGGAGAGCCUGUCGUUGGACCCUCUGCCGUACGUCCGGACGCAGUCGCUCUCCCUGAUCUCGACGCUGCUCCGAGAGAAGCCUGAGCAGGAGCAGAAUCUUCUGCGUUUGCUAGUGAACAAGCUCGGCGACACCGAGAAGGCACUCUGCUCCCGCGCCUCGCAUCAUCUACUGCAGCUCCUCCAGACUCAUCCGUCGAUGAAAGCUGUCGUUGUGCGCGAAGUCAUGGCUCUCGUUCUGCGUCCGGUGGGAUCGUCCGCGGCGGCGGCGGCGGCGGCGGCCCCAGCUUCAGCGGCGGUGAACAAGCACAUCAGGUUUGAUGAUGACGACGAGAAGCCCAAACCCAAGCCUAAGCCCAAACAGCAGGAAAAGAAACCUGCGGGCAACGUCCACGCGCGCUAUUACGCGACAAUCACGUUAAACCAGAUUGUGCUGGGGCCCGGUGACAAGGAGGUGGCGCUCAAGCUCAUCGACGUAUACUUUGAGCUCUUCAAAGAGCUGCUGGGUGAGGGUGCGGUUCCCGAGAACGCUGAGGCUGAGCCCGAGGCCAAGGAGGAGGACGAGAAAAAGGCAGACAAGCAUGGGCGGAUCCGCGAUCACCAGAAGGGAAAGGGAAAGGGCAAACAGACUGAGAUUCGUGGGGCUGCCGGUUUCGCUGAGGUCGAGGACGAGAAUUCCAAGCUCGUGUCUGCCAUCUUAACAGGAGUCAACCGCGCGUUGCCGUUUGCCAAGAUGGAGGCGGGUGAAUCAGCAUUGAGCAAGCACAUAGACACACUGUUCUUGAUCACCCAUACGUCGACAUUCAACAUUUCGCUCCAGGCGCUUGUUCUAAUCCAGCAGAUCUCGACGUCUCUGGAGUCCUCCGCGGGCUCUUCCUCGUCACCGAACUCCAUUGCAGAUCGAUACUAUCGCACGUUGUACUCCUCACUGCACGACCCGCGAUUGGCGAUGUCGUCCAAGCAAGCCAUGUACCUCAAUUUGCUCUUUAAAUCAAUCAAGGCGGAUGCUCCCAACACGGACCGGGUGAAAGCGAUCGUCCGGCGGUUCGUCCAGGUCCUCGUCAGUGGCGGGAGUGGGGCCACCGAGUUCGUUGCUGGAGGGUUGUUUUUGCUGGGCGAACUGUUCAGCAGCGUACCCGGCUUGAGAAGUAUGUUGAGCGGCGGGAACGCCGCGGAGGAGAGCUACGAUCCGAAAAAACGCGAUCCACGAUAUGCCCAUGCCUCUGCGAGUCCCCUGUGGGAGUUGACACCUUUGCUGCAUCAUUAUCAUCCCGCCGUCUCCCUCCAUGCAAGACAGCUGCUUGCCGGCCAACAUCUUACCGCGAGCGCGGACCUGUCGCUCAACACGACGUCACACUUUCUCGACCGGUUCGUGUAUAAGAAUCCUAAACAGGUCAAGCCGAGCGAAAAUAGUCAUAUGGUGGGCAAGGGCAAGGGGUCGAGUGCGAUGCAGCCUGCAGCGAGUGGACUGGAAAGUGGCGUCAAGCUUAUGAAGGGCGAGAUGACGGGCCUGGAGGGACGAGUCAACGACGAGACGUUCUUGAGGAGGAAGGAAUCGGACGUCCCCGUCGACCAGCUGUUUUACUAUAAGUUCUUCACGCGCAAGAGCGCCAAGGACAAGGGCAAGACGAAGGCGGAUCAAGAAGACGAGGACGAAGAUGGGGAUGAGGCAGAAGCCGACGACCAUGAGGACGACGACGACGACGAAGCGGACAGCGGCGAGGAGAUGGAUUUGACUGGUGACGAGGCAAAGGAAAACGGACAGGAUGAUGAGGAUGACAAUGAUGGAGAUGAGAUGAGCGAGUUGGAUGAAGACGAAGUGUGGAAGGCGAUGAAAGCCAGCAUGCCAAAAGCAGACGGAGACGAAGAUCUACUGGACGACAGCGAUGUAGAUAUCGAUGACGACGAAGAACUCGACCUCAGUGCGCUAAAUGGGGAUUCCGAUGAAAUGGACGACGACUCGGAAGCCGCCAACUCUGCAGACGCUGACUCUGACGACGCACUGUCGUUUGCUGAAGGCUCAGACAACGAGGACCUCAUCUCCCUCGACGGUGAAGGCGGGCUGAUCGAGUACGAUGGUGGCUCUGAUGACGAGGAAGAGUGGGGUGGAAUCAGUGGCGACGCAAACACCAAGAAACGCAAGCGUGACGAGGAUGCAUCUGCGAGCAAACGAAAGAAGAAACGCUCGUUGCCCACUUUCGCGAGCUACGAAGACUAUGCCAAGAUGAUUGAGGAUGGGCCUGAGGAUUAUAUAUAGCUUAGCGUGUUGGUGUAGGAACUAGACAACUUGACGCAAACUAGCAACGUCGUGUGUGUAUUCGUUAUUUGCUCUCCACGUGAGCGUGUAUCCGAUAUGUGCACAGCCUUGGCUAUUGACAGAGUUUCGCGCAUCACCUACCACGUCCCCCGAAAUUCGCUCAUGGCAGACGCAGAGAAGAAACUGUACAAGGCCAAGCUUGAAGCCCGGGACCAAUUCAUUCGCGAGUCGUGGGUCAAAGCCAUGGAGGUCCGUCUCGUGCGCGAGGAGCUAGAGAAGUGCCGCAAGGGAGAGGGCCCGAACGCGCUGGAGAACUGCAGGUGGCUAGCCGACAAAUACAUGCAGAUGCUGCAGGACAACCAGCUCAAGGGAUACAAGACUAUCGAGCGGGAGUAGAUCUUUGCGGAGAAAACUUUUGAUACAUAGAAUUCUCGAUACUGCUUUCAUCGACACGCUCGCAUGCCAACCUCACGGGGUCUUCA
Molecule: messenger RNA, 9740 nt
Organism: Mycena citricolor
Lineage: Eukaryota; Fungi; Basidiomycota; Agaricomycetes; Agaricales; Mycenaceae
Source: the annotation of a GenBank genome assembly